Messenger RNA from Pichia kudriavzevii, 321 nucleotides. RefSeq lists its product as uncharacterized. NCBI's taxonomy places the organism in Eukaryota, Fungi, Ascomycota, Pichiomycetes, Pichiales, Pichiaceae. Bases 1 to 321 code for a protein of 106 amino acids. The transcript has a single exon. The record is from RefSeq and is a predicted model, not a curated record.
AUGUCCUCCUUGAAGAAACCGCAAGACAUUCAGUACGAUCCCGAAACAAAUCCAGAAAACCCUCUCCAAUAUGUGUCUCGUGACUAUACAGCCAUCCCCCUCUUUCUACUACAAAAUAAUAAAGAUAACACAAAGACAGGUGCAGAAACUGAUCACCAUGACAGUCCUCUACCACCGUACGAAAACCCUCCUGCUUACUCACAUGUACAAGGGAACUCAUGGAACGUAAACAAAAAGAAACUCACUGCAAUUGGCCUGGCUCUCUUGUUGACUUCCCUUCUUGGUUUACUCAUACUAGCUGGUCCUGCCGGUUGUAUGUAG